Messenger RNA from Jatropha curcas, 1323 nucleotides. The record is from RefSeq and is a predicted model, not a curated record. Lineage: Eukaryota; Viridiplantae; Streptophyta; Magnoliopsida; Malpighiales; Euphorbiaceae.
UUGUUUUAAAAUUAAUGAUAGGAUGGUGCCACAAGAAUGGAGUGCUGCUUCUGGUCUAUGAUUACAUGCCAAAUGGCAGCUUGGAUAAACACCUAUUCAGUGGACCCGAAGAAAAAACCACUCUAGAGUGGAGAAUCAGGUACAAUAUCAUAGCUGGUCUGGCAUCUGCACUGCACUAUCUCCAUAACGAGUAUGACCAGAAAGUGGUGCAUCGAGACCUCAACGCCAGCAACAUCAUGCUCGAUUCUAACUUUAAUGCUCGCCUUGGCGAUUUUGGGCUGGCUCGUGUCUUGGAAACUAAGAAGACUUCGUAUGCAGAGCUAGAGGGAGUAACUGGAACUAUGGGCUAUAUUGCCCCUGAAUGCUUUCAUACUGGCGAGGCCACCCGUGAGUCUGAUGUCUAUGGUUUUGGUGCUGUGGUUCUUGAGGUGGUAUGCGGGCAGCGUCCUUGCACCAAAAUUGCCGGCUUCCAGUACUUGGUGGACUGGGUAUGGUGGCUGCAUCGGGAAGGGCGCAUACUGGAGGCGGUUGACGAGAGGUUGGGCAAUGACUACAAUGUUGAGGAAGCCAAAAGGCUCCUGCUGCUUGGGUUGGCAUGUUCCCAUCCUAUUGCAAGCGAGAGACCGAAAACACAAGCCAUCUUUCAGAUAGUAUCAGGAUCAGUGGCAGUUCCUCGUGUCCCGCUUUUCAAGCCGGCUUUUAUUUGGCCUUCUGCAGCUGGAUCAGAUUCCAGCAGUAGCUAGCACCAACUUGGAUGUUACAGCAGAUACUACGAACAUUACAUCUGGUUGGACCCCUCAAUGUGUUAGCCCUCGAAGCCAUGCCGAGGGACUCACAGACAGUUCUUUUGUCUAGCCAAAUCAAUUCCUUCCUUUCCAUUUAUUCCUAAUUUGUUUUAUCUUUAUCUAAUUCUUUGGUAAGAUGAGGACAUCGUCUGACAUUUCCGUCCUAGCUUGCUAUUCGGUUCCUUUUUAAGAUUUUAUGGAUUGUUGGAGGUGGUUUGUGCAAGUGUACAUUUGGAUCAAGAGAAUUGUAUACAUUUUUUGCGUUUCGUAAUUUAUUUUACUGUAUUGAAGAAACAAAAGCUCCUGCUGAAAAAUGUUCAUUUUAUGUGGAAAGAGAAAAAUACAAAGAAAUGGAUAUUGGAUCUCCUGAACUGAUUAAAGAAAAGAGAGGCAUUUGUGAAGUUGUUGCGAAGCAUAGUAAUUGCAAGAUAUAGCGUUAAAAUUAUAGCUUUUCACUCGUCUGAAAAUCAAGACUUGAAGCACUUUCUUGCUGCUAAUAUUCCAGCCAUGACAUGAGUCAGAACAAUCUAGUAAAAAA